Molecule: messenger RNA, 1056 nt
Organism: Suillus clintonianus
Lineage: Eukaryota; Fungi; Basidiomycota; Agaricomycetes; Boletales; Suillaceae
Exons: 15
Coding region: 120-989 (289 amino acids)
Source: RefSeq, a predicted model, not a curated record
CUGCCAGAUACAUUUAUAAUAGCUGCCGGGGCCCAGGUAUGCGGGUAGCUGUAAAACACAGCAUCGGAGAAGUUUACUUUAAAACCCGCCUGCUGAAGUUCUCUCGCUCAUAAAACUUGAUGAGUACCGCUCUAUAUAUCGACGCUGACAUUCAGGCAUCCAAGUACUGCAAUGUUGGAACAUUUGCUGUUUUAGUUUUUGAUUAUUGCAUUACUCUAGAAGCAGAGUCUCAGUGGGUCUGGCACAGGAAAUGGACGUUUGUGCGCUUUAUAUUCACCAUAUCCCGAUACUUGCCAUUUGUCGGCAUUGGGAUGACGUUCGCUGCUGCGCUCAGAACACAAUAUUAUCCUGGUGAAAGUUGUGUUGGGUAUGGAAUGGCGUCCAAUGCGUUACACAUUAUAUCCAUUGUAGCUGCAGAGGGAUUGUUAAUAAUGAGGAUUCAUGCUUCAUGGAACAGCAAGCGUCUUUUGAGAUCCUUACUGGUAUUUACCGUAAUAUGCGUGGUCAGCUCUUAUAUCCUUUCGGAAACUAGCCUAGUACAUAUCACAAUCCAGACUAAAUACCCCAACACAUUCAUAGCGGAUCCAGGAUCCUGCGAAUUCAUGGGUGGGAGAAAUUUUUCCUUUAACUAUGUUAUAUUGUUGUUCUAUGAACUGGUUCUCUUCUGCUUGAUGCUGUUCAUCAGGAUCACACGGUACAAGCAUACUGUCGGACGGCUCCAACGAACAUUUUUCAAGGAUACGAUGAAAUAUAUGAUUGGCAUCAUUUUCAUGUCGUCACUCAGUAUAUUCUUUGCUAUAUUUCCCCCGCCAACAUUGGGUUCUAUGACAGACUCUUCGCAGAUUGUUAUUCACAGUGUCCUAGCUUCUCGAAUACUGUUCAACCUACGAGAAAGUGAAGGGCGCUCGGGAACACAGCCUGAGGUGGACAUUUCCGAGAUUCAGUUCGAAGGAGGUCAGCUCUCGACAUUGAGAUUCGGGGAUCCUUGAAGAUUUUGUGUGUAGUGUAGGGCUGGCCCCAGUAUGUAUGCUUCCAUUGUUAAAUAUUUAGGGCUAC